AUGCAGCCUCAUUUAGCAAGCAACACUGUCAGUAACGAUGUUAAGUUGGACACGUUGGGUGAACCCAAUGCUUCAUUAAUCGCAGAUAAUGUCACUCUACCGAAAGACUUCUUUAGCUCAUAUCUGAACUAUUUGCUAUACGAGAUGGCACACUACAAACCGAUUUCUUUUAGCUUCGUUUUAAUUUUGGUUUCGGUUCUAAUAAUUGUGCUUUUUCAUAAUGUCCCAGCUUGCAAUGUCGUUUUUGGUUUAACGAUUUUCAUCACUAUCAUGGUUCUAAUAAUCGCACUAUCUAUAUUUAGUAUGGAUAUUUCGGAAGAAGGUUUUAAGAUUAAGCUUUUGUUGGAGGUUAUCACACGUAAGCCAGAGGUUGAGGGAAAAGAAUGGAGAAUUAUUACACAUAAUAUGAAUCAAUAUUUGUUUGAUAAUGGUUUAUGGAAUACACAGUCCUUUUUUUAUUGUGAAGAAAAGUGCUAUAAAUUAUUCAGAUCCCUUGUGAGAGGAAAAGAUCCGAAUGCAUAUGUAAAUUCAUCGACCGACGGCGCUGAGAAUAUACAGUCGGAAACACCAGCCAAUGAGGUUUCGAAUGGGGUAGCAAAACUUUACGGCUUUAAUUCUGACCCGAUUUUAGAAGCUUACUUUAUCAAAGCAGCAGAAGCCGAGAAAGAAGCACAACGUAGAUAUUGGAAAAAACAAUAUCCAGAUGCUGAUGUACCUUAG
Molecule: messenger RNA, 720 nt
Organism: Saccharomyces mikatae IFO 1815
Lineage: Eukaryota; Fungi; Ascomycota; Saccharomycetes; Saccharomycetales; Saccharomycetaceae
Gene: DFP3
Product: DUP240 family protein
Exons: 1
Coding region: 1-720 (239 amino acids)
Source: RefSeq, a predicted model, not a curated record